AUGAAUAAAUUCACUUUAUUAGCAUUAAUUUUAUGCUUCAUUGGCAUUGCUUUUGCCUGUGAUGACUUCAACCCAAAUACCUCAACUAUUGGCCAAUGUACUGGUUCACAAAAAGUUGGUUGGGUUCCAACUGACAACGCUCCAGUCCUCACCCCAGCCGAUCUCGACCCAACUGAACUUGCUGUCCACGAAGAACGUAUGAACUAUAUCCUCCAAAUGGGUACUGCCUUAAAAAGAAAAUUCAUUGCUUCAAUCUACCAUCAAAACGGUACUUUAAUGUGCACUGGUGUUAACAUGGGUAAACCAAAUAUCAUUUCACAUGGUGAAAUUGUUGCCAUCAACAACUGUACUGCCAUGCACGGUAUCACUGUCUUCACCAACUACACUCUCUACACCACUGGUGAACCAUGUGCUAUGUGUGCCUCUGCUCUCCUCUGGGCUGAUUUCAAGACCAUCGUUUGGGGUACCUACAACGCUGAUCUCCUCUGCAAAAUCUGUAUGUCAAACAUUCCAAUGGAUUCAGCUUACAUCUUUGGUCGUUACUAUGGUUUAAGAUCAACUGCUCCAAGAGUUAUUGGUGGUGUUCUCCGUUCACAAGCUGAUGCCUUCUUUGGUUCAUACUGUUCAAAUCCAAACUCAAUCUACUACAUUAAACCAAGAUGUGCCUGUACCAACACUACUUCACCAUUAAAGAUUGAACAAACCCAAUACUCAUCAUGGUUCGAAGGUGGUGUCACCAAAACUCAAUUCGGUGGUGUCAUUACUAACACUGCUCAAUACACUGUCACCAACCCAACUUUCACCUCAACUGGUGUCAAACCAACUUCAAUCUGGGGUAUGGUCAACGAAGCCAACACUGACAACUGGUCACUCCAAUGGUACCCAGUCAUUCAAGCCGGUCAAACUUAUUCAUUCGGUUACAUUAUUACAGGUACUGAACCAAUUACCUUCCAACCAACUGCUUAA
Molecule: messenger RNA, 966 nt
Organism: Dictyostelium purpureum
Lineage: Eukaryota; Evosea; Eumycetozoa; Dictyosteliales; Dictyosteliaceae
Exons: 1
Coding region: 1-966 (321 amino acids)
Biological process (GO): extracellular matrix organization
Cellular component (GO): extracellular matrix
Molecular function (GO): extracellular matrix structural constituent; hydrolase activity; carbohydrate binding
Source: RefSeq, a predicted model, not a curated record